Molecule: messenger RNA, 1718 nt
Organism: Osmia bicornis bicornis
Lineage: Eukaryota; Metazoa; Arthropoda; Insecta; Hymenoptera; Megachilidae
Gene: GstS4
Product: glutathione S-transferase-like
Exons: 5
Coding region: 165-785 (206 amino acids)
Biological process (GO): glutathione metabolic process
Molecular function (GO): glutathione transferase activity
Source: RefSeq, a predicted model, not a curated record
AGAAUUUUCAUGACAAUUCACUAACAAAGAGAACCUUUCAUAUAAGAGAAAGAUAUAAGAAACCUGGAUUACAGAGGAGGGAGACGUAUAAUUGUUACAUAACUGUGGGAGACAAGUUAGUCUGCGGUGAAGUAGCGUUGCAUUCGAGUGUACGAUUAGUGACGAUGACGAGUUAUAAAUUGGUAUAUUUUAAUGUGAUGGGACUGGGAGAACCCAUAAGGUUUCUCCUCAGUUAUGGUGGUGUUAAAUUCCAGGACGUUCGACUGGAUUUUGGUUCCCAAGAAUGGACCAACUUGAAGCCAACAACUCCAUUCGGUCAGCUACCCACGCUGGAAAUCGAUGGCAAAGUUUACUCGCAAACGUUGCCUGUUUGCCGUUACCUGGCCAAACAAUUUAAUCUCCUCGGCAAAACCGAUUUGGAUGCGCUGCAAAUCGAUGCUGUAGCGAAUGCUCUUCACGACUUCAGGAGGCUGACGGUAUCGCAGUACUACAGAGAAGCCGAUCCGGUUUUGAAAGCCAAAAGAAAAGUCGAAGUAAUGACGAAAGUGAUACCAUUUUAUUUAAAUAAACUCGAAGAAUUGGUGAAAAACAAUGGAGGGUACUUUUAUGGUGGUCAGCUGAGUUAUGCUGAUCUCUUCUUCGCUGCUAUUUCGGAUUCCCUGAGUAUAGCUUAUGAAGCUGAUAUUACAAAAGAUACGCCGAAUUUAAAAUCCCUCAGACAGAAAGUUUUAGAAUUACCAGGUAUCAAAGAAUGGAUACAAACAAGACCGAAAACUGAAAUAUAAAUGCUUGAUAAAACAGACUUUGGGGGCCUCGCAUUUAAAUAAAUUGAAUGUUUUGUAAAACUACUAUUUUUAUUGUUUUUCAUUUCAAAUGCAGGUGCCCGCUUUGAAAACAGUAUCGCUGGCGCCACCUGACAGUACGCGAGAAAAUUAAUAAGAAAAUUACGUUUUUUCGUAAAAUCAACAAUGUUUAUCUCUUUUAACGCAAGCAACUCAUUCUAGAAACAGAAUUUUAAAAAGCGUAAUUGUUUAUUUCGUUAUUCAACUUCUCCGUCACUAGAUGGCGAUAGGAAUACUGUAAAACGUAAAAGUGAGGCUAUUUUUCUGUACUUUUCAUUUCUAGUAGCCAUACUUGCUUAAUACAUAAAAUAAUGCAAUCAUAUAAAAGGAUUUCAGGAUAAAAUCUCAGUAAGUAUCAGAAUAGAGUAUUAACAGCAGGAUGAAAGUAUCGCAUACUUAUAUAAUCUCACAUAUAUUUAAAUAAAAUUAAAGAUCAAAGUUCAUUUCUUGAAGGAAGCGAAUUUUAAGUGAUUUGAAUUACGAGGCGAUUGAGCAUAGUGGUAAGUGGCGCCGCCAUUUGGUUAGCGAGUGGCGGCAACUGGCGGCCGCGUGGCCAAUCAGCGCUCUCGAAUGAUCGCUGCGCGUGAGAGCUGCGCGAGUGUCUCGUAGUCGCGGAGCCGUCAGUGUGCGCGCCGCGGAGAGCCAGACAGACAGACAUCUUGUAGUAGAAUUUAGCGGCGUGGUGUUUUCGACCGUGGGUGUCGGUGUCACGGUUUCGUGUCGCGGUGCUCGUCAUUACGGUGUCGUCGCCGUCGUCUUCGCCGCCGCCGUAGCCGUCGUAGUCGUUGUCGUGGUCGUGAUUGUUCGCCCUGUGCUCACGCCGCGAUCGUUGUCGUUGUCCUCCACCUUGUCGGUAUUAAAAGUCGUCACUUUACG